AAGAAGAAGAGCGAGACGCAUAACCGCCGAUGCCGUGAUGAGGCUGGGCCCGAUUAUCCUGUCGUGGGCGACAGCCACGGCCGGUUGGCUGUACCUGGCGGAAGCGCGAACCGCGCGCUCCAGGGACUACGAGCUCUCGACGGAGUUCUUUCUGGUGCCGUCCGAGAUCGGCCACGGCCUGGCGAGCGUGGCGAGCGUAAUCAGCGUGCCGGCGCCUAACCGGACGGUCACCGUAUACCGGACACCGCCGAACAACAGGAAGGGCCAGGUGGAGCAUGAGGUGGAAAUACGACCAACGGCGCCGCGGUCCUUGCUGAAACAGCGUCCUUGGGCAUUGCCCUUGGCUGCCCUCAGCGCAGCCGCGAUGCUUCUCAUGGCCGGCUUCGAGGUCUUCGUGCUGCUUAAGGCCAGAGCGACGGCGCCGAACAGACGACACUUGUUCCUGGGUCAAGCGUUGCUUCUCGGCCUGUUCCUCCUGGCAGGACUGUCAGCCGCGGCGUCGCUCAGCCAAAAUCCGCUGUCCUGCGCCGCCUUUCGAUUGGUGGGUCUGCCGGCCGCCCUCGUGUUCGCUGCGCUGUUGGUCAAGUGCGUCUUCUUGCUCUCGUUGAACAGCGGCGUAUACCUGCCGGCGCCCUAUCAGAGCGACACGCGUUGGACACGGCGUUCUACGUCGUCGUUGUCGUCUCGCAGAUCCGACAUGACGAGAUCUCCCGCUCAGCAGUCGCGCGGAUCUCCUCCUCUCUGA
This is a messenger RNA of Dinoponera quadriceps, 745 nucleotides long. RefSeq lists its product as uncharacterized. The record is from RefSeq and is a predicted model, not a curated record. The coding region runs from base 38 to 745 and encodes 235 amino acids. NCBI's taxonomy places the organism in Eukaryota, Metazoa, Arthropoda, Insecta, Hymenoptera, Formicidae. The transcript has 3 exons.